Diachasmimorpha longicaudata is the source of this 4148-nucleotide messenger RNA. RefSeq names its product DNA mismatch repair protein Msh2 (gene spel1). The transcript has 4 exons. Gene Ontology annotation, molecular function: mismatched DNA binding; ATP binding; ATP-dependent DNA damage sensor activity. Lineage: Eukaryota; Metazoa; Arthropoda; Insecta; Hymenoptera; Braconidae. Bases 1455 to 4022 code for a protein of 855 amino acids. Gene Ontology annotation, biological process: mitotic recombination; mismatch repair. The record is from RefSeq and is a predicted model, not a curated record. Gene Ontology annotation, cellular component: MutSalpha complex; nucleus.
GUGUUCAGUUGAUUCGCUUUAGAUUCACUUUCAUCCAGCGUUUCCAAGUAUCAUUUCAAGGAUGACAGACAGGUGCUGAGUUAAUUCGCAUAUCCCCAUUCUUGAAGACGCCGGCAGUCAUUCAUGCUGAUAUUUUAUUCUGACGUUGAGGAAAAGAAUGGUAUGGGAUAGAACGAUUUCAUUCAAUUUCACUACUGAAUGAAAGAGUCAAGUCAAGUGUAUCCCAGGGUUGCCAAAACUGGGGAUCAUUCUCUUCUGAUAUCCAAUUUCUUGAUACCCUACAUCCGAUUAAGCGCGACCUUCCCGAAGUAUGAACUCUGGUCCCUCGUUUGCGAUAAAUCAUCGGGUCCCCGGACGAUCACGAGAUUCAUUUCAUCUUCGAUUGAGCUUAAUCCCAGUGAAAUUGAAUAAUUCGUGUUUUCACAAGAGAAAAUUUGGAUCGAGGAAAUUCUACCGAACAUAAUUCUACUGAAAAUUUAGUUCUACUGAUUCACUACGUGAAAUAUUUCCUAGUCUACUAGAAUUUCAAUAACAUUCAUCCAAAAUUAAUAGAAAGUUCAGUAAAAAUCCAGUACAAUUUUCCAACGAAGUCAGAGAAUUUUUCUAUGAAAUUUGGCGUGCGAUAUGCGAUAUUUAAUUAAUUCUGGGUGAUUCAGGAAUGGUAAUGAAUGAAUCGCAUUCAUCAAGAGAAUAACAUCAUUAUUAAGCCAACAAUAACAUCGAAACUAAUUUCCCUUGACCCAAUUACAAGAAUAACAGGUCCAGCAACGGCGUGCUUGACCCGUUAAACCACCCUACGUCUUUCCCCAGUCAAUCCACAAUGUUCAAUAUUGUUUAUUGACCCAUCGAGGAAACUCUGUUAUCAGCGAGUCUGCUCUCUUUUCCAUCGAUAAGAAAAUCACAAUUGAAUCAUAACUAAAAAACAGACACGUGUCAGACUGAUCUCAUCCCCCUUCAUAAUAUGUUUAUCCGCAGUAGCCCUAUCGCUGAAAAUAAUGUUGAGUAUUGAUUAUUCUCAAAGUCCCACGAAAAUUUACGACAUUAAAAAACCUUCGCACGUAUCUUUGAGUCAGGGGUCAAUUCAUUAUCGAAGAUCAUUCCCCAAUCACGCACGCGGAAUUCGAAGAAAUUUUCUUAUCCACGUUGGAGCUGCGCGGAUACUGGGAAAUCGGAGUUUGUGGUUGGAUGAGAUGGUUUUAAUUGGUGAAAUAAUAUUAAUUUUCAGCCAUUUUUCUUCGGCUGGAAAUGGGGACGAUUAUUGGGGGAGUCUGCAAUCAUUGCGGGGUAUUACCAUUAAUGAGAUCAAGUUCAUUUGCAUGUGUGGAAAAGUUUAAGAGGAGAAACCCACAACUACAAUUCGUUUCUUCAAUCGAGUCGACUAUUACUCAGCUCACGGAGAAGAUGCUCCCUUCGUGGCUAGGGAAGUAUUCAAGACGACAUCGGCUUGCAAAUCCAUGGGAAUCGCGCCUAAUGAAAUCGAUGGUGUCAUCCUCAACAAAGCCCGAUUCGAGUCAAUCGUUAAGGAGCUGUUGCUGGUCAAGCGGUACCGAGUUGAGGUAUACAUAAACCGAGGAACGAACAAGAAUCAGGACUGGACGGUGGAGUACAAGGGCUCUCCCGGGAAUUUAUCACAAUUCGAGGAGAUCCUCUUUGGUAACACUGAUGUUGCUGUUCGAGCCUCCAUCAUGGCUGUUAAAUUAGGAACAGAAGGAAAAUCAAAGGUGGUGGGUGUCAGUAUAAUUGACACAGUAUCAAUGACAAUUUUUGUCAGUGAAUUUGCCGACGACGAUGCUUUUUCAGACCUCGAGGCAUUGGUUGUGACGAAUGCCCCAAAGGAGUGUCUUAUCAUCGAUGGUGGAGGCAACAAGGACUUUCAAUCACUGAAACGAUUGAUGGAACGCAAUGACGUUCUUGUGACGCCUCGCAAGAAGGCUGACUUCUCCAAGGACUCUCUGAUUCAGGAUCUAAAUUCCCUUCUGAAGUUCGAGAAAGGCCAGCAGGAGAAUGCCCAAGCACUCCCGGAGGCGAGCCUCGAGCAGGCGAUGUCAUCAACAGCUGCUCUCAUUAAAUACCUGGACCUGACGUCCGAUGCAUCCAGCAUUGGGCAGUUCUCGGUGAAGCACUUGGAGCGUUCGCGAUAUUUGAAGCUCGAUUCAGCAGUGAUAAAGGCGCUGAACAUCGAUCCACCCCCUGGGUCAUCAGGUCUUGUGGGAGGGGCUGUCACGAGUGUCCUAGCACUCCUGGACAAAUGCAGAACUCCUCAGGGACAUCGACUGAUCGCCCAGUGGGUGAGACAACCACUCAAGGACUUGGCAUUGAUCAAGGAGAGACAUGACAUUGUCGAGCAACUCGUCAAAGACAGCGAUCUCAGGUCAGCACUGAGUGAGGAUCAUCUCAGGAGAAUUCCAGAUCUCGAGCAGCUGUCGAAGAAACUCACGAGAAAAAAUGCUGGACUACAGGACUGCUACAAAGUUUACAUCUGCAUGCUUAAUCUACCAGUCCUGACAGCUAAAUUGACAGAGGCUGAUGGCUGCUCUGCUAUGAAGGCCAUGAUCACUGAACCACUCACGAGUGACAUCAGUGAUAUGGAUAAAUUCCAGCAAAUGGUGGAGCAGACCAUCGAUCUUGAGGCCACCGACACUGGGAAUUUCCUGGUGAAGGCUGAGUUCGAUGAUGAGUUGAGAGAGUUGAGGGAAACAAUGGAGAAAUUGAAGGGUAAGAUCGAAAGUCUUCUGAAUAAAGUUGCAAAUGACCUCAACAUGGACGCCGGCAAAAAUGUCAAGCUGGAGUCGACCCAGCAGCAGGGUUUCUACUUCAGGAUAACUCUCAAGGACGAGCCCAUUCUCAGGAACAACAAAAAUUACGAGAUUUUUGAGUCGAUAAAAGCCGGAGUCAAAUUCAGGAACGAUAAAUUAACUGAACUUAAUGAUGCGUAUAUUGGAGCUCGAGAUAGGUACGCGAAGCAGCAGCAGAGUGUCGUCACAGAAAUAAUGUCAAUUGCAGCUGGCUACAGCAAUUCAAUCAAGGCCAUUGCAUCAACUGUUGCCAUUCUGGACGUGCUGACUGCCUUCGCUGUCGCUGCUGUUCAAGCCCAAACGACUUUCGUUCGUCCUGAGAUGCUUGACAGCGAUGCUGGAGUGAUAAAUAUCGAGCAGGCAAGACAUCCGUGCCUGGAGGCUCAGCCGGACAUUCACUUCAUCGCUAACGACGCCAGCUUCAAGCGAGACGAAAGCCAAUUCUUCAUCAUCACUGGGCCCAACAUGGGUGGAAAAAGUACCUACAUGAAGUCCAUUGGAGUUUGCGUUUUCAUGGCCCAUCUUGGCAGCUUCGUACCCUGUGAUAAAGCCAGCAUCUCGGUCAUUGAUUGCCUCCUAGCUAGAGUUGGGGCUGAUGAUUCACAGACCAAAGGUGUCUCCACGUUCAUGAUGGAGAUGGUCGAAACUGCUACUAUUCUUCGAACUGCCACCAGCAAUUCCCUCAUAAUCAUCGAUGAACUUGGUCGUGGCACCUCCACCUACGAUGGUCGUGGAGUUGCCUGGUCAAUCGCUGAGUACAUUGCCAAGGAGAUAAAAGCCUACUGCCUCUUCGCCACUCACUUCCACGAAAUAACGCUCCUCGCCGAGGAAGUUUCAACGGUCAAGAAUUACCAUGUCACAGCCCUAGUCGAGAAGGACAACAUCACGUUCCUGUACUCGGUUAAACCCGGAAUUUGCGACCAGAGUUUUGGAAUUCACGUUGCUAAAAUGGUGGAGUUCCCGGAGGACAUCAUCGAGUUCGCCAGGGCGAAGCAGGCUGAACUGGAGGACGGGGAGAAUAUAGAGUUCGAGGGAUACAAAUCCACCGAGGAGAAGAGGAAAAUAAAAGCGGAAGGAGAUAAACUGAUAGCCGGCUUCAUUGAGAAAUGCAAGACUCUGGAUGAGUCUCUUCCUGAGGACGAUUUGAAGAAACAAAUUGAAACGUAUAGGACGGAAAUACUGGAGAUGAAAAAUCCCUACAUUGCAGCACUCGUCGGUAGUGGAUAAUUACUCGACGGUAAUAGUAUUGUCAUUUCUCCCCAGUUCUUCGAUUAUGUUCAGUAUCCCAACCAGAAGUUCAAACUACUCUGUAAGUUCGUCGUAAAUAAAUAGUUUUCCUACUUUUUGUAGAAA